Messenger RNA from Wasmannia auropunctata (little fire ant), 1389 nucleotides. RefSeq names its product acetylcholinesterase-like. The annotation marks the transcript as partial. Gene Ontology annotation, biological process: acetylcholine catabolic process; choline metabolic process. Gene Ontology annotation, cellular component: plasma membrane. Lineage: Eukaryota; Metazoa; Arthropoda; Insecta; Hymenoptera; Formicidae. The transcript has 6 exons. Gene Ontology annotation, molecular function: acetylcholinesterase activity. The record is from RefSeq and is a predicted model, not a curated record.
UAUACCGAUUGGGAUCGAGUGAACGAUGGUUAUCAGAAUCAGAGGGCGAUAGCAGACAUCGUGGGCGAUUAUUUCUUCAUCUGCCCAUCUACACAUUUUGCACAAUUAUUUGCAGAUCGUGGUAUGAAAGUCUACUACUACUUUUUUACGCAGAGAACAAGUACGAAUGUAUGGGGCGAAUGGAUGGGUGUGAUGCAUGGUGACGAAGUGGAAUAUGUCUUUGGACAUCCUUUGAAUAAAUCUCUGGAAUACACCGACAAUGAACGAGAUCUGGCUUUGAGAAUGAUUCACUACUUCUCGCAUUUUGCUUACACGGGGAUGCCAACGGUAAGCGAAACAGACUGGCCAUCUUAUACCAGAGAUCAUCCAAAGUAUUUUAUUUGGAACGCGGAAGAGAAGGAUGCUUUCGGUAGAGGUCCUCGCACAACGGCCUGUGCAUUUUGGAACGAGUUUCUGCCGCGUCUAAAAGGCAUUCCUGAUCCCACACCCGAGGCAUGCAAAAGCGCAAUGGCAUCAAGCGUUUCUGCCGGUGUCAGCGGACUGCGUGGUUCACCAACGAUUGCGUCCAUUCUCUUACUUCCGGUGCUGGUGAUUCGACACCUCGAACUACUAGCUUGAAUAAGAUCGCGGAGAGAGAAAUAUGUAUAGAACUCAUAUGAUGAUAACCCCUCUUCUGCGAUAACUCUCAGCUACAAUUAUCAACGACGGAUCGUAUGAAAUCCCGCGCGAAAUUGAUAACUGCGCGCACAACGGCGCGGACGCAUUGAUCGACCCAUGCAGGUAACGAUCAGCAAUUUUUCAGAAUUUGUCCUUGCUGAGUACCUUAAUACCCAUCAAAGAGCGAGUUACGAGCAAUUUAUGCGCGGCGAAUGCGCUGCGCUGCCAUUAAAUCGUUCCCUUGAAAUCCAGUGAUGGAUCACAAAGGCAUGACCUCAUUUCCAGCUCCGAUGGCACUGUCGGGAGUACCAGGUGCACCUGCACAACUUUGUCACUCUGACGAGCAAUCUGCCGCCACGUUCUUGCAUCAACGAAUAAUGUGACUAGAGAUACUGAGCGAAUUUAAUUGCACUGGCGUACCUAAUAGAAAUUAUAUUCAGAAAUCUUCAAUCGGAGCACCGAUUUUUAGAUUUUGAUGUCCUGAAUGGGAUCUAUUUGAAUAGUCGAUUGUCGAGAAAACAGAAGAUUGCUUCAAUAAUGAACUUUCGCGCUUAAUACACAUGAUAAUAUGUACAGCACAAGAGCUAGAUUAUUAACCAAAAGGAAAAAAAUUAAUGAUUUGAUAUACAAUAAAGAGAAGAGUCUUUUUAUCAAUAAAUGCGGAAGAGAUGAUACAUAAUAAUUAUAACACAAUACUUGGAUAAAUAAAACGUUCUUUUUUUGGGUAACGAA